AUGGCGUCUAGACUGGGCUUUGGCAGCUUUCUGCUUGUCCUGGGCAUUAUCCUGGUGCUCAUGCCCGGCAAAGCGGCAGCUUUCGGAGCUGGCAACAUUCCUUCGAUCGCGCAGGUCGAGGGAGUCAAUUGGCGACACGGCGACAUUGAGGACAUGCUCAAGACUCUCACCUUCUUACACGGCAAGAAGUGGACAACACUGCUCGUUCAGCGCACCUACUUUGGCAACUGGCUCCGAGACUACUCCCAGGCCGUUGAUGUAGGCAGUUUGAAGGGCGUCAAUGCCGCGACAAUCCGCAUCCUCGUCUGGGUCUUGUCGUUCCUGGCCAACGGCUACGCGACUGAGGAGUUCGAGGUUACUGAAGAGCGCCUGGGAGUUUACCGUCCCGAGGAGCAUAUUGACAACCCUCUUGGCUACGCCGAUGGCAAGGACGCGCGAGAGUUCGAUAAGCGACUGCGCGGCCCCGUGUCACCUGCAGAAACUGAGAUUGACCCGCGCACUGGUAUGAAGAACUACAUUGCCAAUGAGUCUGGCGGCUGGGCUACCAGUGCCGGUUAUCUUCGUUUCAGCUUUGCGCGAUCAAUACAUUACGGCAGACUCUACACCAGCGGAUCCUCGGGCAAGGGUAAAGAGGAGGACCUGUGCGAGGCGCUUCGAUGUCUCGGCCAAGCUCUGCACUGUAUGGAGGAUUUCUCGGCUCAUAGCAACUACUGUGAACUCGCGCUCCGCGAAAUGGGUUAUCACGACGUCUUCACCCACUGUGGUACACAGUCUGAGAUCCACCUCAAUGGCAAGCGAGUUUACCCCUUGGUGACCGGAACCUUUGGUGGCGUGGAUUUCUUGCACUCUGUCCUCGGUGAAGCCAAUGACCACUUUACCCAAUCCGAGGUCGACGAGCUGGACAUUGCUUUGAAGAAUGCCGAGGCGGCCCAAAAGACGGGAGGUGGAGGUGGUACCCGCGGUUUUGGCGGCAGUAGCGGCGCCAUGGACUUUAUAUCUCUUGUCGGUCAGUUGCCAGGCAUCGGAGGCGGAUUUGCAUCUGAAGCCAGUAACCUGAAGCGCAUGGCGGCGGAGCAAGAGCGUGAGAACGAGGUGCGCUCGCGUGGCGACUUGAGCCGGGCGAAUGCCAAUGCUAUUCCUGGCAUGAGCGCCGACUUUGAUCCCGUCAAGACUGCUCAGCGGAUAUAUCCUAUACUCCAGUUCAGGGACAAAAUUGUCAAGUCAAUCAAUAGGGGCAUCGCCAAGAUUCCAGGUCUAGAAAGUCUGCUGGAGCACAUCAGCGAGACUCUGACGGCAUUUGUCUUGGGUCUCCUUGCGCCCUUUAUUCGCCCAAUCAUCAGCCAACUCACAAAAGUAUUGAAGGAUGGCUCAUCAGGUGUAAUCACUGCCAGUGCCAACUCUCAGCUUGAGCCCUGGAAGAAUCCCAACUGCACCGACCCAACACACUCCAUGCUCAGCAAGGACCAUUUCACCAACAUUCUCAACUCGUGUGCCGGCAGAGUCGGUGCCACGGUUUUGCAAUACGUCGUUCCCCGCAUUCUUUACGCUUGGGAAAACACUAGCGUGCCUGUCGAAGAGGUCGUCAACGACGUGCUGCGCGCUUUCCACCAUCCAGCCAUUCGAGAUGAGCGCGUCGAGAUCCAACGUGACAUGUACAAUACUGUUCGCAAGUGGGCCGAUGAGUAUCCUCGUCGCCACGAACUCAACCACAUUCUUGGCUCGGAGAGUGUCAAGAAUGGCAAGAAUCACGUCCUGACCAGCGCCAGCAACAAAGGUCAUUCUCACGGAGGCGGAAUCUUCGACGGCGGCGUGGGUCAGCUGGGUCAUGGCAAGCCUACUGGCAGUUUGUGGAGUCAACUGCAAACCAGAGAUCUCGACGCCAUGGGUGCCGGGUCUGGCGGCGGCGUUGGCUACAUGGGAGCUAGCUCGCCGCAACCUGCACAUGCACCAUCUCGACCCCCAGCUGGCGAGACAUUUGGUUACCAAGGUGCGGCAACCGGUGGAGAAGCCGAUAGCUAUCUGAACCCGCAGUCGCAUUCCGGUGGCGGCGGCGGUGGCAGCUAUGGCGGUCACUCCCCGCAGCCCUAUGGUCAAGGCCAAGGUUAUGGACAGCCGCAGCAAGGAUACGGUCAGCCGCAGCAAGGAUACGGUCAGCCGCAGCAAGGCUAUGGUCAGCCACCUCAAGGCUACGGAGGACCGCAGUAUGGCGGGCCUCCGGGACCUCAGCAGGGUUGGGGGCCGCCACCACCCGGUCAAUGGGGCGGCGGCCCUCCUCCUCCUGGCCCACCCGGCGGCUACCCCGGACCAGGUUACGGCCAAGGGCCCCCUCCUCCGCAAGGAGGCUACCCACCGUACGGACAGCAGGGAUACGGUGGUGGCUAUGGAAGAUACUAG
Messenger RNA from Pestalotiopsis fici W106-1, 2394 nucleotides. RefSeq lists its product as uncharacterized. The record is from RefSeq and is a predicted model, not a curated record. The transcript has 2 exons. Bases 1 to 2394 code for a protein of 797 amino acids. Lineage: Eukaryota; Fungi; Ascomycota; Sordariomycetes; Amphisphaeriales; Sporocadaceae.